Colletotrichum navitas is the source of this 522-nucleotide messenger RNA. RefSeq lists its product as uncharacterized. The record is from RefSeq and is a predicted model, not a curated record. The transcript has a single exon. Lineage: Eukaryota; Fungi; Ascomycota; Sordariomycetes; Glomerellales; Glomerellaceae. The coding region runs from base 91 to 426 and encodes 111 amino acids.
GCUACUGUAAGACCACGAGCUGCAGGAGACACCUCAGCUUCGCUUUGUAACCGUCCGUAAUCAGGCCCAAAGGUGGCUGGCGAUGGGCGAAUGACUGACUUGCGGUUCGCGGUAGUGCUUCAGUUGCUCCGCAAUCACCUGUCACAGGCCAUCGCCAUCGUCUCCCUUUUGUCUUUCAAUCACAACCCGACCCUCUCUUCCGCUCCGCUCUACCCUCGCAGAUUCGUUACCGCCUGCAACCAAUCGCCGCCUCCACAGGCUUCAAGUCUCCAGCACCCCAAACGCUGCGACGAACCGUCGUCCCCUGCCGGCCGCUUUCCGACCUGCCAGGUCUCGCUCGUCUCAUCAGCCCCCGUGAUUGUCAGUUACCUUAAGGUUGCUAAAUGGCGCGCAAUCGAGACGGCUGCCCAGAUCAGAGCAUCAUAACGGCGAUAAAGUUGUUAUGAAGAAACAAUAAGAGUCUUGGGGUCCCCUACCGGCCCGAAGCCCUCAAUCUCGUUGUCGACAAGGGACGGAACAAUC